This is a messenger RNA of Cladocopium goreaui, 4425 nucleotides long. NCBI's taxonomy places the organism in Eukaryota, Dinophyceae, Suessiales, Symbiodiniaceae. The record is from the annotation of a GenBank genome assembly.
AUGCGUUCCAUCAGUUUCGUUAAGCGACGUCGCCUGAACAUCUGCUACGAAGGUUGGCUUUACAUGGUGGUGCUAACCUUUCUGUUUGUGGGAGCGAUCUUGCGCGAGAUCAAUCUGUUGAUGGUGCUGUUCGGCAUGAUGGUCGGGCCGUACCUGUUCAGCUUGGGCUUGGUGCUGUUGUCGCUCCGCGAUGUGCGAAUUCGCCGCCGCAUGCCCGAGACCAUCACCGCAGGGCAAAUGCUGGUGGUCGACGUCGAGGUGACCAACGCAAAAAAGCGCAGCAGUAGUUGGGCGAUCGCCACCACCGAUGUGAUUGAACAGGAAGCCGGCCCCAGCAAAGGCGAGCGCGUGCACGCUUCGCUGUUCUUCCCGCAUAUCAAACCGAACCAAAGCAGCAAGCAGGUGUACGAAGGACGCCUGAUGUCGCGAGGGCGAUAUCGGCUGGGGCCCAUGCGAGUCACAAGCCGGUUUCCCUUAGGCCUUCUGCAAAGUUGGUUCGAGUGGCCCGACGAUAACCACGUGGUGGUCCACCCGCGACAAGGUCGACUCUCGCAUCGCUGGAGCAUGUUGCGGCAGGCGGCUCACCAGGGCCGCGGAAAGAACGCCCGGCAGCAAGGUCUGGUCGAAGGCGAUUUCCACGGCCUCCGCGACUGGCGCUCGGGCGAUGCUCAGCGCUGGAUUCACUGGCGCACUUCGGCCCGGCUCGGCGAGUUGAUGGUCCGCCAGUUCGAGCAACACCGCGACGACGACUUGGCGGUGCUCGUCGAUCUGUGGCAACCUUCCAAGCCGAGCGAAGCGGACCGUGCCCGCGUUGAGGACGUGGUGAGUUUCGCCGCGACGGUGGUUUCCGAUCAAUGCCGCCGUGGCGGAGGACAACUGCUGCUCAGCACUGCGGGUACAGAAAUCACCACAGCUCGGGGGCCGGCAUCGAUGGCCUUGCUGCAAGACGCCUCGGAGUCGCUAGCCGUGGCCGAGGCGAUCGACGGAGACCGCGUGCCAGAGUUGCUCUCGAAGACGUUGGACCAGAUUCGCCCUCGCACUUCAGUGCUGUUGGUUAGCACGCGGAAGAUUGAUCUCAACGACACCGAACGAUUUGUCAAGCUGUGGGAAGACCCACGUCAGCGUCGCUGGGCCGGGCGGAUCACCUGCCUGGAUGCUUCGAGAGGUCGUGGCAUGAGCACCGCGCUUCGCCCGUCCGACUUUGCAAUCGCCACGCCAAAGCGAGUGACCGAAGCGCCGCUACCUUCCGAGCGGCUCGUGCAAGUUGGCAUCGCCACCAUGGCCGCGCUGGGAACUCUGCUGCUGGGCAUGGGCGAACGAAACACAACCUUGCCGGUACUGGCGGUGAUUGUGUCGAUCAGUUCGGUUUAUCUCACCGACAUGCGGGGCUGGUUGCGGCUUAACAACGCCUCUUCCAACGCACUCGCGCUGUUGGCCAUGGCUUGGACUGUGUGGGGCUUCGCCGAGAUGCGAGUCGAACUCCAGUUGCUGGCCGUGGCAAAUUUAUUGGUCUACCUGCAAUUCAUUCUCCAGUAUCAGAAGAAAACCAUUCGCACCUAUUGGCUGCUAGCCUUGUUGAGCCUGGUGCAGUGUGCGGUCUCCACGGCUUUGAACCUGAAGCUGGUGUUCGGUUUUCUGCUACUGGUUUACAUGUUCGUGUCGCUGGCCACGAUGACAGUGUUUUUCUUGUAUCGAGAAACCGUGCGGCAACGUUCCGGCUCUGCGGCACACGUCGCCAUGACGUUCUCGCAACAGAUGGAAUCCGUGCGAAGGUUUUUCGCAGGCGAACGGCGCACCGUUCGUGCACCGUUAUUCUUUAGUCGCGACACGGUGCAAAUUCGCCAAGAAGUUGCAAGUUGGUUGUUUGUCCGGCAAAUCAUCAUGCUGGCUCUUGGCUCGCUCGUUCUCUCGAUGCUGGUCUUCAUCACCAUCCCGCGCUUUGCCAAAGGUGGCUGGCAACAGACUGGGGUGACCUCGACACGCUCGGCCGUUGGGUUCAACGACAGUGUGUCACUGGGCGAAAUGAGGACCAUCGCCGACAACCCUUCGAACGUAAUGCGGGUGCAGUUUCAGGACCCAGACUCGGGUAUCCCUUACGAAGUGAACGGCGAGAUUUACUUCCGCGGCGUGGUACUUUCACACUAUCGCGACGGACGUUGGACCCAGGUAUCCGAUAAUUCAGAAGCGGUACAACUCAGCAAGCUGGGCAUCCGAGUUGCUUUAAGCAAUGCGGUUGAACAAAUCAUCACGAUCGAACCGUUGGACACCUCGGUGUUGUUCAGCCUCUAUCCGCUGGCAAAGAGCCCCGAGAAUGACGACGUCUUGUUCGACGUUGACAAUCAGAACUUGGUACGCAGGCGCGGCGUUCGCGAUAGUCGGUUUACGUAUGAGAUCGUAACUACGGGCCUCGACGAUGGGCAGCAGUUGGCUCUAACGCCCGCGAACCUUACCCGAGGCCAACACCUUUCGGCCCUUCGCUUACCAUCGGCGGAACGGGGCGACCCAAUGGCUCCGUUAAAGGAGAUUGCAUCGCAACUGGUUGAAGACAUCCCGGAGGAUCAACCAUUUCGACGCAUUCGUGCAAUUCAAGACUACUUGCAAGACCAGCGAGAAUUCUCCUACACAACGGUGCUCACGCGAGAGGAUCUGAAGCUUGAUCCGAUUGUUGAUUUUCUAGUUAACACCAAACAAGGACACUGCGAGUACUUCGCCAGUGCGAUGGCCUUGAUGUUACGAAGCGUGGGCAUUCCGUCUCGCGUCGUGGUGGGCUAUCGCAGCGGCGAAUACAACCCCAUCGGCGAGUAUCUUCAGGUGCGGCAGUUUCAUGCCCAUGCCUGGGCCGAAGCUUAUCUGGCCCCGGGAGAGUUCCCGACCGACAUGGUGUUUCGAGGCGAGCGCAAGGACGCGGCCUGGCUGCGAUUGGAUCCGACUCCACAAUCUGGCGAGACGGCACCACUGGCGUUCAGCAACAGUCGUUGGAUCAUCGUUCGGCAAUUCAUCGACUACCUCGACUUCCUCUGGUCGCACUAUGUGCUGGGGAUGGAUGCCCGCCGUCAGCAGGAAAGCAUCUACACGCCAAUCGUGUGCCUGGCCUUCGUAGGGUUCGGUCCCGAGGGAUGGGCCCCCGGCAAAUGGUUCUACUGGCGGGCAGGGCUGCUGGCCAUGCUCGUGUGCUUGUUCUUAGUAUCGCUGUACAAAGUUUCGAAAAUGCCGGCCGGUUGGCUGGUGAGUUGGGUCCGCGGCCGAGAGCGGAAAGGCACCGAAGAUUCCGUUCACCACGUCGAGUUCUACCGCCGGUUAGAGCAAGCCCUCAAGCGACACCAAAUGCUGCGGCCCCAGAACCAAACACAGCGUGAGUUCGCCAGGGCCGUCGGAGCCCAACUGGCCGACAAUGCUGCCACCCAGGCGGUAGCUGGCGUGCCGGGAUCGGGCAAGAGCACCCUCUUCGAAUGGCUUACAGAAGUGCCGGCCGAUCCCGCGGCCGCACAUACCGGACAGUCGGCCAUGGCCCCGCUGCCCGACGAUCGGGUGGAACCUCUCUGUGAGAUCUACCAUCCCAAGAAGAUCACCCUGGCAUCGCUGGAGUUGGUCGACACGCCGGGUCUCUCACGCACGCACGAAGGCAACGCCGCCCGACUGGCAAUGAUCCGCGAGGCGGGCUGCCUGGUUCUCGUCGUGGGCGGGUUCGCCGAUUCCGAUCCGAUCGCCGAGCUGAAGAACUUCGAAGAAGACCUCUUGCUGGCCGACUUGGAAAUCGUCACCGGUCGGGUUGAAAGACUUCGCGAGUCGGUGAAGAAACCACGCCCCAACCGUGAGGAAGAAAAGGCCGAACUCGCGGCGCUCGAACCUCUGUUGGAAGUGAUGGAAGGCGGCGAGCCCAUCAGCACGGUCGAGCUGAGCGAACCUCAGAAGAAGGCCACCCGAUCGUUUCGGUUGCUGACCGAAAAGCCGAAGCUGAUUGUGGUUAAUGCGGCCGACGACGAUGAAGAUCUCGAGCGUUGGACAUCGCAAUCGACCGACAAACGAAAGAUCGUCGCGGUGCGAGCCUCGCUCGAACUCGAACUCGCGAAGAUGGAUCCCGACGAUCGGGCUGAAUUCGAAAGCGAAAUGGGGCUCACCGGGUCGCGUCGUGAUGAGCUUCUGAAAACGAUCCUCGAUGUGUCGGGCCACCUGUUGUACUUCACCGCGGGCGAAAAAGAAGUUCGCACCUGGUUACUGCCCCGCGGCGGAACGGCCUUGGAUGCGGCGGAUGGAAUUCACUCCGAUCUCGCCCGGGGAUUCAUUCGCGCUGAGACGAUGACCUGCGACGACCUUAUUCGCUUGGGUAGCGAGCGCGAAGUGAAAGCUCAAGGCCUCUACCGGCAAGAGCACAAAGAAUACGUCGUGGCCGACGGGGACAUCUUCCUCAUCCGCUUCAGCGUGUGA